GAUUCGCAGCAAGCGCCACUUCACAUCCUCUUCCUCCACGCUCACUACACUUUUAUUCUACGACACAAUGGGUGGUCAAAGCAGAGAAGGUGGCAAGGUCAAGCCUCUCAAGUCCGCCAAGAAGGACAAGAAGGAGCUGGAUGAGGAUGACCUCGCCUUCCAGGCCAAGAAGAGAGCUGAGGAGAAGGCUAAGAAGGAACUUAUGGAGAAGGCCAAGGGCAAGGGCCCCCUGAACACUGGUAACCAGGGCAUCAAGAAGUCUGGAAAGAAAUAGUCGGACUGUGGGCUUGAGGUUCUAUAUGUCCUCACGAGAUACAACGAGCUACGACCCACAACUCGGUGUGGAGUAUUUGCAUAUGCAUUGAGCACUAAUACCAUGAGCAACCACUUUUUCUUUGACACCUUUUCAUUUCAUACAAUAAUGCACCUUCUGCUAUUCACCAGAAAUAUCCAUACCGUCAAUCACCAGGAUCAGCUUCAUGAAUAGGAGCCCCAACAAGCGGAAAGGGUAUCAUUGCGCACGGCACAGUAAGAAGAUAGCCCACUGGCAUCGUUAGGAAGAAGUAAACAUAAACCCGCUGUAUGCUGCCCAAGGGUAUUCGCAACGCUCAAAGACACGCCUCGGCCAAUAUCCAGCAGCAGGAAAAUCUGACCAAAGGAUGGUGAAAAAGGAAAUGAACAAAAUGACAAUGAUAGAGGAUUCAAGGGAAGGGAAGGGAAUCCUGAAAGAUACCCAG
Messenger RNA from Aspergillus eucalypticola CBS 122712, 737 nucleotides. Its product is annotated as translation machinery-associated protein 7. Bases 68 to 274 code for a protein of 68 amino acids. The record is from RefSeq and is a predicted model, not a curated record. The transcript is spliced from 3 exons. NCBI's taxonomy places the organism in Eukaryota, Fungi, Ascomycota, Eurotiomycetes, Eurotiales, Aspergillaceae.